Molecule: messenger RNA, 843 nt
Organism: Cylindrotheca closterium
Lineage: Eukaryota; Bacillariophyta; Bacillariophyceae; Bacillariales; Bacillariaceae
Source: the annotation of a GenBank genome assembly
AUGCCACCAACUGAACGUCAUAAUAAGACAGCGAUGGUCCCAAUUCAUGGCGAUCAUGAGAUGUUGCACAAUAUACAUAAAGCACCUUUUCCGGCAUCAACUGAACCGGAUGAUGUAAUGGUUCCAUUCUUCAUAGACGAUGCGGUAUUUCGCAAUGUAAACGAAUCAAAGAAACCCGUACCAACAGAGAAAACGAAUGGUCCUGGAAUGAAACAUAGGAAUAUGCUUCCUCCAGAUUUUACUCCAUGUGAAUUCGACAUCAUUUGUUCUCGUUCGAAAGACGCAAAGAAUCAUACAGGGAACGAAGUUUUCCAGAAUAUUAUCAAGAAUACGGCACCAAAGUACGCAACUGUAGAGGGAAAGCUUUCGAAAUCAAUAAUCGUGAGUCAGAUAGUCGAUGCCAUUCGCCGACGAAGUUCCACUGGAAGGGGAUUUGUGAAACUGAUCGGAGGACAAUGGUAUGAGCUUGGGGAGUUGGGUUCAAGGGAAAAGGUUAGUCAAUCACUUCGCGACCUCCUUCAUGGCCAAUAUCGAUCAAGUGGUAAAUCAAAAAGAAAAAUGAAGAACGAAAUGAUCUUCAGGAUGAUGUCAGAUUUAGAAGCAUUUGUUGAUUCUAACCAGUUCAUUUCGACUCGCAUCGAGGCAAUGCAAGAAACCGUCCAAAACUUUGGUGAUAGUCUCAGCGAUGACCAACUUUUGUUGAUGAUGACAACGAUGAAUUGUGAACUGUUGAACCAACUCAAGGUGGACCCUGAGGUUCAAAGGCGGUUUGGUCAUAUGCAGAAACAAUCGUCAUCACAACCACCAACAAUGUCAUGCAGCGAUAGAAAAACUAGUUUUUGA